Molecule: messenger RNA, 918 nt
Organism: Neolamprologus brichardi
Lineage: Eukaryota; Metazoa; Chordata; Actinopteri; Cichliformes; Cichlidae
Source: RefSeq, a predicted model, not a curated record
AUGCAGAAGAAAGUUGCGCCAUAUCCAGGGAAAAUCUCUGUGGUGUUCCGCAAGGGGCCACUUGGAUACCUUCUCCAGGACCCGUCAAAAGAAGCUCAACGGAUUAAAAAUGACCCCAAGCUUCAGGACAUGUCUGCACCUGUGAGGGAGGACGAUGCUCUGACUGUCAUCUAUUAGAGAGGAGGGGAUGCCUCUGACAUGAAAGAAGUGCAGGGAGAGUACAUCCUGCAGUUUGGAAAAUUUAAAGGGAAAUCUUUCCGGUGUCUUCUGGAGAAUGAUGUCGGGUACACCAUGAACCUGAUCAAAGAUCUCCAGAAGCAAGAGGCUGCAGGGACCUCUGUGGAAGAUGGGCAUGGCAAGGAGAGCUUGUAUUAAUUUGUACAGUAUGCCCUCAGCUUUACAGAGAUAAAGACUCUUCUGAACUACGAGACCAGCAGAGUGAGUGUUGCAGCAGAAGCCUCUGAGGAUGAUCAGCUGGUUGGCAGUCAAGGAACAUGGAUGCAUAAGCUCCAGCAGUACCUGCGGAAGAAGCAGCAGUCUGCGCCUGCUACUACAGACGCCACAACUAAACAACCCCUUGGUAAGUUGUUUUAGGAUGAGGAUAAAGACCUGGAGGACGCAAUGCUGAGCAUCUCACCUGUAAAAACAUGACUGCUGUCUUUUAUCUGUGUGACUGUACAGCCUGUUUCAGACAUGACAACCAGACAGUGUCUGAAGUCAUCUUUAAUACAUGCAGCACACAGCUGGAGCUGCAGACAGUUUCUCACUUCUGGUGAUAAUAUUUUUGAUUUAGGUAUUGCUUGCUAGCUUGAAGCUUAUCUACAAAAACAAUUCAAUAAGGAGAGAUCAUGUGGAAAAACUGAACAUGAUUUAUUGAAACACAGAAAUAAAUCUAACUGUUUGGCAGUUAAGACUCCA